UGAUUUUGCAUUUCCGGGGGGGAGAUCUGUUAGUAAACAAAACAGUUCUCUCACCUGUCAGCUCCUGCACACUGCUUUGCAUGGCUGUGCACAGCGCAGUCAUUCAAAGCAGUGUGCUUACAGUGAAGCACAUAGAUACAGCUCCAAGUAAAACAGCACACAGCACACUGUUAACCCUUUGAUCGCCCCUCAUGUUAACUCAUCCCUGCUCAGUGCCAUUAGUACAGUGUCAGUGGUUUUUUAUUAGCACUGAGCACAGUAUUGGUGUCACUGGGGAUGUCAGUGACACCAAGUCAGUUCCCCCCAGUGUCAGAAUGCCUGCCGCAGUCCCACAGUCCUGCUAUAAGUCACUGAUUAUUAGUAAAAAAAAA
Molecule: messenger RNA, 371 nt
Organism: Staurois parvus
Lineage: Eukaryota; Metazoa; Chordata; Amphibia; Anura; Ranidae
Source: the annotation of a GenBank genome assembly